AUGUCACACGAAGCCAAAAACGCGGCCGUGGUGGAAAAAGACCAGGCCGACGUAUCCCAUCUGGAAAAGAAUGGCAGCCUGCGCGACGACGGUGCCUCCGGCGACGGCCACAUCACGUUGACCGAGGAGCAGGAGCGCAGCAUCAUAUGGCGCAUCGAUCGCCGCCUGGUUCUCACCGUUGGCGCGCUGUACUGCGUCAGCCUGAUGGACCGCGUUAACAUGAGCGCGGCCAACAUUGCCGGCAUGGCCAAGGAGCUGGAGCUGACUGGCUACCGCUAUGCUAUUGCUAACCUCGUCUUCUUCGUCACCUACAUUGUCUUCCAGCCGCCCUCGACCGUCAUGAUCCGGGCCGCCGGGCCCCGUCGCCAUCUCUCCCUCAUCACCCUUCUCUGGGGCGUCGUCACCCUGUGCAUGGGCUUCACCAAGAACCACGAGCAGAUUACCGCCCUUCGAGCUGUCCUCGGUAUAUUUGAGGCCGGUUUCUUCCCCAGUGCCGUGUACUUGCUCAGUACCUGGUACACGCGAUACGACGUUGGCAAGCGCUACUCGGUCUUUUACAUUGUGGGCUGCCUUGCAGCCGCCUUCUCCGGCAUCCUUUGCUACGGGCUCAUGCAGCUCAACGGCGAGGGCGGCCUCAGCGGCUGGCGAUGGAUCUUUCUCGUGCAGGGCCUCAUCACCGUAGUGCUCGCCGUCUGCGCGUACUGGCUCCUCGUCGACUUUCCCGACUCGGACCGGCCGACGUGGAACUUCCUCUCGCGGGACGAGCUCAACUGGGUCGUCGCACGCAUCCACCGCGACCGCGGCGACUCGACCGUGUCCAAGUUUGACAUGCGCUCCUUCUUUGGCAACGCCCUCGACGCCAAGAUCUGGUCCUUUGCGCUGAUCUUCUUCAACACCACCACCAUCACGUACGCGCUCGCGUACACGCUCCCCAUCCUGCUCAUCGAGAACAUGGGCUUCACCGUCGGCCAGGCGCAGUGCCUCGUCGCGCCGCCGUACGCGUUUGCCGGCAUCAUCAUGUACGCCAGCGCCGCGCUCGGCGACCGUUUCCGCGUCCGCGGCCCGCUCAUCAUCUUCAACAUGCUGCUGUGCCUCGUCGGCCUGCCCAUCAUGGGCUGGGCCAGCAGCACCGGCGUCCGCUACUUUGGCGUCUUCCUCGUCACCGCCGGCGCCAACUGCAACGUGCCUACCGUCAUGGCCUACCAGGCCAACAACCUGCGCGGCCAGUGGAAGCGCGCGUUCUGCAGCGCCACCCUCGUCGGCUUCGGCGGCAUCGGCGGCAUCGCGGGCAGUCUCAUCUUUCGCGAGCAGGACAAGAAGACGGGGUACAAGCCGGGCAUGUAUGCGUGCAUCGCGUGCGCGGCGCUGAAUGUUUUGCUUGUUGCCGUGACGGAUCUGUACUUUCACUCGGCCAACAAGAGAGCGGACAAGGGCGGCAAGGUUCCCGAGAGUCAUGACGAUAAUGAUGCCCCCGAUUUCCGGUACACUCUCUAG
Messenger RNA from Cordyceps militaris CM01, 1494 nucleotides. RefSeq names its product phthalate transporter. Gene Ontology annotation, molecular function: transmembrane transporter activity. Gene Ontology annotation, biological process: transmembrane transport. Gene Ontology annotation, cellular component: membrane. Lineage: Eukaryota; Fungi; Ascomycota; Sordariomycetes; Hypocreales; Cordycipitaceae. The transcript is spliced from 4 exons. The record is from RefSeq and is a predicted model, not a curated record. The coding region runs from base 1 to 1494 and encodes 497 amino acids.